Messenger RNA from Arabidopsis lyrata subsp. lyrata, 1691 nucleotides. Its product is annotated as AAA-ATPase At3g28520. The coding region runs from base 87 to 1577 and encodes 496 amino acids. The transcript has a single exon. Gene Ontology annotation, molecular function: ATP binding; ATP hydrolysis activity. The record is from RefSeq and is a predicted model, not a curated record. Lineage: Eukaryota; Viridiplantae; Streptophyta; Magnoliopsida; Brassicales; Brassicaceae.
UUAAAAAGUCCUAAAGACUAAUCAUCCUAUAUAUGAUUAGUGAAAGCACAUCUCAAAGUCUCAAAGAGAAAUAAACAAACACAAAGAUGCUUGAGUUCGGAGCAAUAUGGGCUUUCACCAGUACGACUAUGGCGAGUCUUAUGUUCCUAUGGCCAAUGUAUAAACAGUUUGUGCCAUACCAAGUCCGAAACUACUUGGAGAAAACCUUGCAGAAGUAUUUGGACAAGUUUUUCGGCACGACUUCGAAUUUUGUUUGCAUCAAAUUCCCUGAAUACACAGGAGAAGGUCUAAGUAAAAGCCGCGCCUACGAUGAUAUACGCAACUAUUUAUCCUCGAGAUCAACUGCUAGGGCCAAGAGAUUAAAGGCCAAAGAAUCGAAAAACAGCAAAUCGUUGGUUCUGUGUUUGGACGAUAACGAGGCAGUUGUAGAUGUGUUCCAAGGUGUGAAGGUGGUGUGGUCUUUGUUCGUGGAAGAUAAAGAGAAUCAAUCUGUUUCGAAGGUGGGAAGAUACUUGACUCUGAGUUUCGACAAUCACCAUAGAGAGAUGAUCACUGAGACUUAUAUUGACCAUGUUUUGAGAGAAGGGAAAGAGAUUGCGUUGAAGAACAGAGAGAGGAAGCUCUACACUAACAAUCACCGUCAUGAUUAUACCUCUAUGAGGGAUGGAAGAUGGAGCAACGUUCCUUUUAAUCAUCCUGCGACAUUCGAGACUUUGGCCAUGGAUCUUGAUAAGAAAGAAGAGAUUAAAAAGGAUUUGAUUAAGUUUAGUAAAGGGAAAGAAUAUUAUAGGAAGGUUGCAAAGCCAUGGAAGCGCGGUUAUCUCUUGUUUGGACCUCCCGGGACAGGGAAAUCGACGAUGAUAUCUGCAAUGGCUAAUUUCUUGGAUUAUGAUGUGUAUGAUCUUGAGUUGACGACAGUGAAAGAUAACGCGGAGUUGAAGAAGUUAAUGUUGGACACAAAAGGGAAGUCUAUUGUCGUGAUUGAAGAUAUUGAUUGUUCGCUUGAUUUUACGGAACAUAGAAAGAAAAAGAAGGAGGAUGAUGAGGAUGAAGAGGAGAAGAAGAAAGCUGAGAAUUUGAAAAGACUAAGAGAUCAGAAAGAGAGCAAUGUUACUUUGUCGGGGUUAUUGAACGCCAUUGAUGGGUUAUGGUCAGCUUGUAGUGAUGAGAAGAUCAUAGUGUUCACAACAAAUUUUGUUGAUAAUCUUGAUCCAGCAUUGAUACGUAGAGGAAGAAUGGACUACCAUAUUGAGAUGUCAUAUUGCAGAUUUGAAGCUUUUAAGGUUUUGGCUAAGAACUACUUGGAGAACGAGUCACAUGACUUGUAUGGAGAAAUCGGGAGAUUGCUAGAGGAAGUCGACGUGUCUCCGGCUGAUGUUGCUGAGAAUUUGAUGCCGAAAUCUGAUGAAGACGAUGUAGAUAUUUGUCUUAGGCGUUUGGUUAAGUCUUUGGAGGAAGAGAAGAAGAAGAAAGUAGAGAAGGAAGCGAGGAGGAAGGAGAAGAAAGCAGAGAAAAAAGAGAAGAAGGAGAUACAAAAGAAAGUGAAGGGCGCCGAGGAAAACGGUAAAAAGAUUUGAGUUUGUCGAUACAUAGAACUAUUUUGUAGAAUAAGAAUAUGAGUUGGUUUAGUUCAUCAAAUAAACUGAAUGUUGAAACAGUUUAUCAAAUAUACCAAAUGUUGUAAUGAUUUA